Molecule: messenger RNA, 1189 nt
Organism: Cryptomeria japonica (Japanese cedar)
Lineage: Eukaryota; Viridiplantae; Streptophyta; Pinopsida; Cupressales; Cupressaceae
Product: small ribosomal subunit protein uS2c
Exons: 1
Coding region: 482-1189 (235 amino acids)
Biological process (GO): translation
Cellular component (GO): ribosome; mitochondrial small ribosomal subunit
Molecular function (GO): structural constituent of ribosome
Source: RefSeq, a predicted model, not a curated record
CAAGGUCGCAUUGAUUGGUUGAAGGGCUUGAAGGAAAAUGUUAUUCUCGGGGGAAUGAUACCUGUCGGUACUGGAUUCAACCGUUUGGUAAAACGGAGCAAAAUGAAUUCGAGAACGAGUCAAAAAAGUCUAUUUAUCAAUAAAGUCGAAGAUUUUUUUUUUGAGCAUCAAGAUCAAGCCUUGAUUUUAUCUCUUAAACAAAAAGAAACUAGUAAAAAUAAAAAAGAAACUAGUAAAAAUAAAAAAGAAACUAGUAAAAAUAAAAAAGAAACUAGUAAAAAUAAAAAAGAAACUAGUAAAAAUAAAAAAGAAACUAGUAAAAAUAAAAAAGAAGCUAGUAAAAAUAAAAAAUAAAAAAGCAAAUUGUUAGAUUUCAUUUAAAAAAUGAAAUGAAUACUUGUACCAAGUACGCUACGGCAAGCAAUCUAACCCAUUCCAUUGGAAUGUAGAUAUUACACAUAGUAAAAAAAGAAAAGCAAAAAUGACGAAAAAAAAUUGGAACAUCAAUUUGAAAGAGAUGGUAAAAGUAGGAGUUCAUUUUGGUCAUGAGACCAGAAAAUGGAAUCCUAAAAUGGCACCUUACAUUUUUAAAGAACGUAAAGAUAAUCAUAUUAUAAAUUUAACUUACACCGCUCGUUUUUUAUCAGAAGCCUGUGAUUUUGUGUUUGAUGGAGCAAAAAGAGGAAAACAAUUUAUGAUAGUUGGUACAAAACAUCAAACAGCUGAUGCUGCUAAAUUAGCUGCUUUAGCAGCUCGAUGUCAUUAUGUAAAUAAAAAAUGGCUCGCGGGUAUGUUAACUAAUUGGUUUACUACAGAAGCAAGACUUGAAAAAUUCAAAAAUUUAACGAAAAAAAAAAAUACGGGAGGAUUCGAUGGAUUUACGAAAAAAGAAGCAGCAAUACUCAAGAGAGAAUUGAACAAAUUGCAGGAAGAUCUAGGGGGUAUUAGAUACAUGACAAAAUUGCCCGAUAUUGUAAUAAUUCUCGAUCAAAAAGGAGAAUAUACUGCUAUUCGGGAAUGUAGAACUUUGGGUAUUCCAACAAUUUGCUUAGUUGAUACAGAUUGUGACCCAGAUCUCGUGGAUAUCCCAAUCCCAGCCAAUGAUGAUGGUAGAGGACCAAUCCGCCUGAUCCUAAAUAAAUUAAUUUUAGCAAUUCGCGCGGGUAGAGAAUUGUACUAUAAAAAGUGA